UCGAGUUAAUAGUCAAUUUCGUCUCCGAAAGUUUUAUCGAUCUCCAUUUUCGUUUUCGAAAGUCAAAAUUAAUCAAAAACGUCCUCGAAAGAUACCUGUGUUGAUCACGUUCGUCCUUCCGUCUUCUCGGUUGAUGAGAUGGCAAACGGCCGCUUACGUGGUUGUAGCAUGUUGUUGCUGACAAGAUAAGUUUUGUAUAAGACAUCAAAUUAGUCCUUCGAGUUUAUAAACCCUAGUCCCAAAUCGAACGAUAAAUACAUCGAGGUGAUCACUUUCGGUGGCAGUAGAAGUAAGUAGGAGGCGUAAUCUCUGGCUGGCUGCGUGGAUGGAGAGAGGAGAUGGUGGUUGUGGUGGCGGUUUGUCAAAUGCAUCGCAGGACAGUCAUGGAUCCAGUGUUUUGAUGCGAAAGAGGAGGGUGAAUGCUCAUGAUAGAUCAUGUUUCUGUGGGCUGAAGACUGUGAUUAAGAAAUCUGGAACAGCGGAGAAUCCGAAUAGAUUAUUCCAUGCAUGUCCAAGGUACCGGAAGGGCAGUCACUGCAAUUAUUUUAAGUGGGUUGAUGAUGAUGAAUUUGAAGCAGUGGGUGUGUGUGGUACAAAGAAAGAUGCAGAAGCUGAUAUGGAGGUUGAAGGUGAGUAUGAUGAAUGGAGGGUGAAGGUGGCAUGGAAGCUGGGCACUUUAGAAGCUGAAGUUAGAGCUUUGAAACUGCUAAUGAUUUUGCUGUUUGUAGUAGUUGUGAUACUUUGUUGUUUCUUAUGUACUUCUAAAUGAACCCAGUUAUCCUCUAUGAACAUGUAAUGAUGUAUUGAAAUUGUUGAUUUGAAUGGGAGUAGUUAUUUGAAGUUGGAAGCAAUUCCCUAUCAAAUGUAGAUAAUUUUAUAAAAU
Messenger RNA from Arachis ipaensis, 883 nucleotides. Lineage: Eukaryota; Viridiplantae; Streptophyta; Magnoliopsida; Fabales; Fabaceae. The record is from RefSeq and is a predicted model, not a curated record.